AUAAUGCGUCAGCAAGGGAAUUGUUUGGAAAUGUAAGUGUUCCAGUGUAUGCCACAUUAAAAGGGAAAGCUAUGCAAAUACGCAGCACUCCAUUUAGUGAAGAGAGUGGCGAGUCAUCAGACGAUGAUGGAACCAGUGAUGUAGAAGGGGCUCCAGCCACUCCACGUACCAUUGCUAGGAGACAACAAGUUAACCAGAGCAGUUCCGGGGCCACAAAAAGAGGAAUGGGUGUAAGCCGUCAUUCUGGUGCAUCAGAGGUGUCUGGUGACUAUGCCAACCCUCCGGACAACCUCUCGUUGAGUAGCGACUCUGACACAUCAGAACCCGAGCAAAAACUCCUCAAAUAUGAAGAAAGUAAACAUGACACACUUGAUAAGUGUGGAUAUCUAUCCAAACUUGGUGGAAAGGUAAAAACUUGGAAGAAACGAUGGUUUGUACUCAGGGGCUCGGAACUCUUCUACUACAAGUCUCAGCAUGAUAUGCUCAAGAAACCUCAGGGAUGUAUAAAAUUUGAUGACCAGACUAAAAUUUCCAGGACUCACGGAGAACUAACAUUUGAGAUCCUCCAUGAUAAAAGAACAUAUUACCUCUCAGCUGACACGUACACAGAGACGGACAGAUGGGUUCGAGUUCUUCAGAAAGUGUUAAAGAGACAAGCCACAAGUUAUCUUCUAGAUCAGGUCGAAACUAAAGCUGUCAUCAAAGGUUUUCUCAUCAAGGUAAAGAAUGGUAUAACAAGAAAAUGUUGGUGUGUGUUGUUGGGAGGAUAUUUUCUCUACUAUAGAUCACCAUCAAAUAAGACACCAUUUGGUCAGAUAGAUGUACAAGGGGCGAGGCUAGAGGAGAUAGACACACCCACAGAGUCAGAGGAAGAAUCCGAUGUAACAAUGCCAACCAAACAUGUGAUAGCAAUAUGGCCACCAUGCCAGGGACCGACCUACCUCAUUGUACCAACAAAGCCAGAGAAG
This is a messenger RNA of Ruditapes philippinarum (Manila clam), 968 nucleotides long. Its product is annotated as pleckstrin homology domain-containing family H member 2-like. The record is from RefSeq and is a predicted model, not a curated record. Lineage: Eukaryota; Metazoa; Mollusca; Bivalvia; Venerida; Veneridae. Gene Ontology annotation, cellular component: cytoskeleton.